Molecule: messenger RNA, 2451 nt
Organism: Papaver somniferum (opium poppy)
Lineage: Eukaryota; Viridiplantae; Streptophyta; Magnoliopsida; Ranunculales; Papaveraceae
Product: tubulin-folding cofactor C-like
Exons: 4
Coding region: 111-1193 (360 amino acids)
Biological process (GO): tubulin complex assembly; post-chaperonin tubulin folding pathway
Cellular component (GO): cytoplasm
Molecular function (GO): tubulin binding
Source: RefSeq, a predicted model, not a curated record
UAUACAGUAGUGUCACUCCACACCCGAGUUUUUUCGUUGCCAAGAGUGCAGAACGAGUGAGAGAGGAGAAAACGAAGGAGACAAAGAUUAGUGCACAAAUCGACAACUCCAUGGAAGAAAAUCAAUCAAACAACCCAGCAGAUAAACCCCAAGAUACAAUUGCUCAAAAGAAACAUGCUGCGAUGAUUGAACGCCUCUCGAAUCUCCACCAAUCUCGUCUUCAACAAGCUGUCUCACGUAAGUCUGAUUCAAACGAUUUACCUGCUUUUGAAUCCACUAAAUCAUUUACAGAUCGAUUUUAUGAAUUUAAAAAAUCAAUCGAAACUGAAAUCAACCGGUGCCGUCUUGUUACUGAUCCAGAAUCAAAAGCUAAUCUGAAAUCCGAUCUCGAUAAACUGUCGAUUUCGAUUUCUGAACUUGAGAAACUAGUUGCAGAAAAUUCAUACUUCCUGCCUUCUUAUGAAGUGCGGGCGUCUCUGAAAACUAUAUGUGAUUUGAAAGAAACAUUAGACAGUGUUAGUUUUGAGUUAUUACCUAAGAAGAAAUUCUCAUUUAGGAAUAAAUCUACUGCUGCGAAGAAAGAUCAGGUUAAUGUGGUUACAACUGAGAAUGAAAAUAGUGGUUUUGAUUCGGUUUUAGCUGAAAAAUGUAGUAUUCAAGUUCGGGAUUCUCCUGGGUUUCGUAACAAAGAGGGAGUUGUCUUGGUGAAAAGCUUUGGGAGUUCAAAAGAGGGAGAUUUCACUCUCUCGGACUUAAAUUCGUGUGAGGUGAGGGUAACUGGUUGUUUUAGAGCACUUUACAUUCAUAGAUUGAGGAAUUGUCGUGUUUACGUAGGACCUGUUAUGGGGUCGAUUCUUAUUGAACAAGCUGAGGAUUGCUUGUUUAUGAUGGCGUCUCAUCAAAUGAGGAUUCAUCAUGCUAAGAAGACAGAUUUUUAUCUUCGGGUUCGGAGUAGGCCAAUAAUUGAGGAUUGCAAUAGUGUGACGUUUGCUCCUUAUUUGUUGCGUUAUGAAGGAAUUGAUAAAGACCUUAAAGAUUCAAGUCUUGAUGAAGAGACUGGAAGUUGGGCAAAUGUGGAUGAUUUCAAAUGGUUGAGAGCUGUGCAAUCGCCUAACUGGUCCAUCUUACCUGAGGAAGAACGUGUUAGUGCGGUGAAUAUUUCAAAUCUGGAAACACCAAGUGAUGACAUUUAGGAUACUUUUGCUAAUCCUGUUGACUAUGUAGCAAGCUGAGGAUUUUGGAUCCUCAAAUGGCAAAAGUUAACCAAGAAACAUGGGUAUUUUUAUUUUCAUUGUGUUAAGAAUUUUAAAGUUAAUCAAUACUGGACACAGUUUGACGAUCUUUAACACAUAGAUGUGUUGUUUAAUGUAAUCUGUGUUUUAUAUGCAAAUCUCAGUUCAAGCAAAAAUAAAUAAAUAUAGCUACCCUAGCCGAGUUGGUUUUGUGUGAUUUCCCGUUUUUUGGGCAGGGAACCAGAAGUACAUACUAUACAUGUCCAGAUAGCAGAUAUAUGGCCAGUGCAGAACUUAUCUGUAGGGACUUACAGACAAUGCUGAACUGCAUUGUGCAGGAAAAAAUUUAAUUUACUAUUUUUAUUUCAAUAAAUUAGAAAUAUUAGGACAACUUGAUGAGCUUAUGGUUGCCUUGUGGGUUUCUUCACUUUUUGCUAGUUAUAAAAAGGCCAUAGGUUUUGUAUAAUCCCUGUCAGGUAAUGCUGGUCAUAUAUGCUUGCACUUGAGCUGCCAAUUUUCAUCAUACUUGAAAAAGCAAAACGCUGAAAUGGAGCAAGUAUUUUCCUGAGCAUAAGCUACCAGAUAAUGUCAUUGCAACAACUGAUGCAAAGACAAAGUCUGCUACUGCUCAGAAGAGUAAUACAAGUCAUGAGUUAACAGGGCAGAUCAGUCCCAAUGAUGUCGAGUAUUUUGAAGAGGUUUCCGGGGUUCAUGUACAGAUUAUAUUAGUGGCAUCUUUUCAUUUUCAUAUACAGAUUAUAUUAGUGGCAUCUUUUCAUUCAACACAGGAUCUCUUUCUAGAUGCCAAAGAAAGGAUUUGUGGAUGUGACACUGAAGAUCUUGGGAUGCAAUAUUUUUACUUUAUCUCCAAUCAAGGUUUACUGCCAAAAUUUCGAGUUUGCACCCAUUGGGUUGUUAGAUAUGUACAACUCUGGAGGAGCAAUUGAGACAGUGAAAUUCUUCAGCGAUCCACCAAAUGGAAGAACUAACAUUAAAGGGAAAGGUUUCGGUUGUUUUGGAGCGUAUCCAAGUGCAAGACCAAAGGUGUGCACUGUAAACACUGAAGAAGUGGUUUAAAAGUGAUGAUAACAUUAUCACUUCCUCUUGGCCCUUGGGAAAUUGCUAUUUAUGUAUGAAUCAGUCGUUUAAAAAUAUGAAAAUAUCAUUUCUCGAAUCUCAAUUCUCCGUUAUUAAUCAUAAUAUAAUAAAUUGAAAACAA